This is a messenger RNA of Nicotiana tabacum (common tobacco), 626 nucleotides long. The record is from RefSeq and is a predicted model, not a curated record. NCBI's taxonomy places the organism in Eukaryota, Viridiplantae, Streptophyta, Magnoliopsida, Solanales, Solanaceae.
CUGAUGUAGUACACUUUGAAAUGCAGUAUGCUCGUCAACAUCUGCUUGAUUUCAUGUUUCGACAUGGGCAUUACAAGGAUGCUUGCUUGUUAUUUUUCCCUCCCAAUUCUGUUCCUCCACCUCCUCAACCAUCUUCAGGCGUUGUUACUUCAUCUUCUUCCCCUCAACGACAAGAUCCUUUGGCAACAGAUUAUGGGACCCUUGAUCUAUUGUGUGAUUUGUGCACUGCUUAUGGAGCCAUGCCUGUUUUGGAGGAAGUACUGUCAGGAAGAACUUCAAAUAUAACAUCGCAGGAUCCAUCGGUGAACAAACAUACAACUGCAGCACUUUCUCGCAUCUGUAAUUAUUGCGAAACUCACAAGCAUUUCAAUUAUUUAUACAAGUUUCAGGUAACAAAGAAGGAUCAUGUGGCAGCUGGGCUUUGUUGCAUACAAUUGUUUAUGAAUUCUACUUCUCAAGAAGAAGCUAUAAGACACUUGGAGAAUGCCAAGAUGCAUUUUGAGGAAGGCUUGUCAGCGCGACAUAAAGCAGGAGAGUCUACUAAGCUUAUUACCAAGGGCAUCCGAGGAAAAAGUGCNCCCUCUUUCCCUAUGCAAGGAUUGCUUUCACCUUCUGUGGGGUUUUAG